Daucus carota subsp. sativus is the source of this 1296-nucleotide messenger RNA. RefSeq lists its product as uncharacterized. The transcript has 2 exons. Lineage: Eukaryota; Viridiplantae; Streptophyta; Magnoliopsida; Apiales; Apiaceae. The record is from RefSeq and is a predicted model, not a curated record. The coding region runs from base 121 to 846 and encodes 241 amino acids.
GAUAACCUUAACUACAUCACCCCACAACUAAACCAAGUGGAAGAUUCGUGUCUCAACACUCACUCUAGUUCAAUCUCACUUGAAUCAUUAAAAGCCAAGAAAAACAAAGGGCAGAUUGAGAUGAAAGAGAGGGAGUUAGAUUAUAUUCUAGUGCCUUCAGGUGUGGUGGUGUUGUGUGUGUAUCAUGUGUGGCUUCUUUUCACUAUUAAGCGACGCCCCACAAGAACUGUGAUUGGGAUCAAUGCUCAGAGCCGCCAUCAAUGGGUUUUCUGCAUGAUGGCUGAUCCAGUGAAAAAUGGCGUUUUGGCAGUUCAAACAAUUCGUAACAACAUAAUGGCAUCAACCCUUCUGGCAACAGCAGCUAUCACUCUCAGCUCAUUAAUCAGUGUUUAUGUUAGCAGCUCAUCAGACACUGCCAGUCGAUCGUCAGAACUCAUUUUUGGCAAUAAAACCCGAAUUAUGUCUUCAGUCAAGUACUUUACUAUCUUGCUCUGCUUUCUUGUUGCAUUUCUUUGUAAUGUGCAGUGCAUUAGGUAUUAUGCUCAUGUAAGCUUCUUGGUCACCCUCCCUAGUUCUAAAGAUAGUACAGAGUCAAUCGAAUAUGUAGCGAGAAAUUUAAACCGAGGGAGCUUAUUCUGGUCACUUGGCUUGCGAGCCUUUUACUUCUCAUUCCCUCUCUUCCUUUGGAUAUUUGGACCAAUACCAAUGUUUCUUUGUUGCUGGAUCAUGUCAUUCGUGCUCUAUUUCUUGGAUACAACUACUAGUUUCACAAGGAAGCUUCACAAGCAUUCCAUUAGAGAGCAUAAAGAAGCCGAGGAUGUGGAAUCAGGUUAUCAGACAUCGUAAAGUGAACUAUAAUCAUGAAAUAAAUUGUAUAUGUUGGUGGCAGUUAUACUGAUAAGUGAUAACUAAGCAGCCUGCUGCAAUAUCGUAGAGCAAAAGAACCUGAAACAUGAACCAUCUGUGAUCUGACUUUCAUUCGAUAUCAGAAGGGUGUAUAAAAGGAUGUUCAGUCUUAGGGAGAUUGUUAAACUUUACAUACUCGGACAUCAGCAUUUCUCUCUUGUAAGGAGUUGCUUAAUUUGAUCCCGGGAUGCUGGCUGUUGUUUCUCUGGUUGCCGACUGCAAGUGCUGUCAUGAGUAGUUUAGUUCCGGGUACGACACUGAUGUUUCUGUUCGUGAUACAGCUUCUGCUACUUGGUGAUAAAUAAUUCUACUUGGUGAUACUAAUAUUCCUGGUAUCCUCGAAUUUUAAACAUCUAUAUAUUUAUCUAUUUACUUUUUUGGUUUUUUUAA